Capsella rubella is the source of this 1614-nucleotide messenger RNA. RefSeq names its product probable WRKY transcription factor 47. The record is from RefSeq and is a predicted model, not a curated record. The coding region runs from base 44 to 1525 and encodes 493 amino acids. Gene Ontology annotation, biological process: regulation of DNA-templated transcription. Gene Ontology annotation, molecular function: DNA-binding transcription factor activity; sequence-specific DNA binding. Lineage: Eukaryota; Viridiplantae; Streptophyta; Magnoliopsida; Brassicales; Brassicaceae. The transcript has 6 exons.
CUAUCUCUCUAUCUCAAUCUCUAUCUCUUUCUUUUGUCUGCAAAUGGAUGAACAUACUCAAGAUCCUCGUGAAAUUGCUUUCUUGCACUCCGGAGAAUUUCCCCGGGGAGAUUUCGACUCUAAAGAUCAUCAACCAGACGAGUCUUCCGAGGAACAUCUUCACGAUGAGUCGUCCUCUAUCAAAGAAGUUGAUUUCUUCUCACCUAAAAGUCAGCCGUACGAUGAUAUUGGCCAAGUGAGAACGACGAUCAUCGUUGGAUCUUCCGGUUUUAAUGAUAACUUGGGUAUGGUAAAUUUAUGUCAUGGAACAUCAAGCGAUGAUGGCGACGACAAAACCAAAACCAAAACCCAAAUUAUUAGGCUGAAAUUGGAGCUAGAGAGGCUCCACGAGGAGAAUCACAAGCUGAGGCAUUUAUUAGAUGAGAUCAGUCAGAGUUACAACGACCUCCAAAGAAGAGUUUUGUUGGUGAGACAGACACAAGUGGAAGGUCUUCAUAAACAACAUGAGGAUACAACUCAAGCUGGUUCGUCACAAGCUCUAGAGGACAGAAGACCAAAGCAUAUGAACAAUGAAAUUUCAGCCACCACCUUGAAACGAUUGUCACCGGAAGAUGAGGAUGAUCGUGAUGAUAUGCACCGAGGAUCACCAAAAACUCCAAGAUUAGACCAAAACAAGAGUGCAAAUCAUGAAGAACAACAAAACCCUCAUGAUCAGUUACCCUUUAGAAAAGCUAGGGUUUCCGUUAGAGCUAGAUCUGAUGCCACUACGGUAAAUGACGGAUGUCAAUGGAGAAAAUAUGGUCAGAAAAUGGCCAAAGGAAAUCCAUGUCCUCGCGCUUACUAUCGUUGCACCAUGGCUAUUGGUUGCCCUGUUCGUAAACAGGUCCAACGAUGCGCAGAGGAUACAACUAUUUUGACAACAACGUACGAAGGAAACCAUAACCAUCCACUUCCACCGUCAGCGACAGCCAUGGCCGCAACCACCUCAGCCGCAGCCGCAAUGCUCUUAUCCGGCUCCAGCACAAGCAACAUCCACCAGACUCUCUCUAGCCCCUCCGCCGCAUCAUCAUCUUCAUUCUACCAUAACUUCCCAUACACCUCCACGAUCGCCACACUCUCCGCAUCCGCUCCUUUCCCCACUAUAACCUUAGACCUCACCAACCCUCCUCGACCGCUACAACCACCGCAGCAGUUUCUGAGCCAGUAUGGUCCCGCAGCGUUCUUACCAAACGCUAAUCAGAUUAGGUCUAUCAAUAAUAAUAAUAAUAAUAAUAAUGCGCAGUUAUUAUUACCUAAUCUGUUGGGUCCACAAGCAGCACUACCACGUGACAUGGUCGAUUCAGUAAGGGCUGCGAUCGCGAUGGAUCCGAAUUUCACGGCGGCGCUUGCGGCUGCGAUCUCAAACAUUAUCGGAGGAGGUAAUAACGACAAUAAUGAUAUUAAUAAUAACAAGGUUGAUGGAGCUAGUAGUAACGGAGAUUCGCCACAGCUUCCUCAGUCUUGCACCACUUUCUCUACUAACUAAACCAAUUUAGUACCAUUAUUAUUAAAUAUGUUAUCUUAUUAUUAUUAUUAUUACACACACAUAUAUUAUAUAUUAUGCGUAUUAUUAAA